AAUCAUUCUGCCGCGAAACCUUGUGCGGAUGGUAGACGCGCGAAAUCCUUACUUCGGAUCCUAGAAGCUAUGGAUCCUGGAAAUCCUCUGCAUUUUGAAGUGGAUGCUUCUCAUGAAAAAUUAGAAAGCACCUUGGAAGCAGAUACCGUGAUAGUCAGCAGUCUUAAUCAAGACCUAACUCACUCAGAGUCGCCCUUCUAUAUGGACACCAGCAGUGCCAAUUCAGACUUGCCUCAGAAUGAAAUAAAGAACAUAAGAAGGGAAGAUGAGUCUGAAUGCAUUCUUUCUGAAGAAAUUUAUACCACACUAGACAAUUGGUUAGGUGAUGUCGACAUUGGAAAUGACUCACAGAAUGUACUAACUCAGCAAGUUGACCCCAGCAUUUCUUCCUUUAGACAAUUUGAACCCAUUUGCAAAUUUCAUCACACUGAAGCAUUUAGUAAUGAGAUGAUAACAUUUCAGAAUCUGAAUGGAGGCUUACCUCACAUAGUACAACCAGAAAUGCAAAGUCAUGUGUAUAAUUCUGCAAAAGACACCAAUAUAAAGGAAGAUUCAUUUAAGGAAGAAAAUCCACUGGAAACUAGCACUUCUAUAAAUGAAGAGCAAUUUGCUCAUGAGUGUGUCAGACAACCUUCAAGAAGUCCACCUGUAGUCCACGGCAGUGGAGAGACCGUGAAAUUCAUGGAAAUGUCACGGGCUAAAAGUGCUGCCACACAAUCUGCCCUGAAACCUAGUCAACCUCAAAGCGUCUGGUAUGCAACAGAGAAGACUGUAGUGUCUUCAAAAGGAACACAGAGUUUUGGGGAUAUUCCUGAGAUGCCAGUCAGUCACCAAAAGGAGGUCACAGUGGAGGACCCAGACAGUCCCGGGACAGUCUCAUCUUGGUCUCCUGCAGGCAUUUCUUGGAGUGGUGAAGCAUGUCAGGAAGACGGCAAGGCGCCUGACAUGGAGCAGAGCUUGGAGAGCUUACAGCCUGUGAAAGAGGACAUGGCUUUAAACAAAGUCUUACGGAAAUUAAAACAUACUAACAAAAGGCAACAAACUCUGAUCCAAGGCCUGCAGUGUAGUAACAAGAAUUUAGAGAAGAAGGUCAAAGAGCUCCAGAAGCAGGCUGCCAAGCAGGAUGUGUUCGUUGACAUCAUAAAUCAGCUAAAGGAGAAGGUGGAAGAAUUAAUUGAAGACAAGUACAGAGUGAUGCUAGAGAAGAAUGAUACUGACAGGACCCUGCAGAAUUUGCACGAGGUUUUGACUAACACCCAAAAACAUCUCCAGGAAUCUAGGAAUGAAAAGGAAACCUUACAGCUGGAGCUUAAGAAGAUCAAGGGCAAUUAUAUUCACCUACAGGAAAGGUACAUGACUGAAAUGCAGCAGAGAGAUAAAACUAUAAGUGAGUACAUGGAGAUGAACAGAACUUUAAGCAAGAAAGAAGAGGUAGACAGCCUGAAGCAACUCCAGGGAGAACUGGAAAAGGCCACCACUUCUUCUUUGAACUUGUUGAAAAGGGAAAGGAAGACCCAAGAGCAGGAGUUCCUGUCUUUACAGGAGGAAUUCCAGAAGCAUGAAAAGGAGAACCUGGAAGAAAGACAGGAACUGAAAUCAAGACUGGAGAAACCGCUCACUCAAGUUAAUCAUUUGCAGUUUAUAUCUGAAAACGAGCAGGCGAAGAGCGCCAAACUCAGCGCACUGAAACACGGAAACGAAAACGCAAGGCUUCAGCAGCAGGUGGCCAGGAGCGAGGAGCAAAGCCCUCAGUUUGAGACGGUUCAUUUAAAGGAGUACCCCCGGGAGGCGGUGGAGGCAGAUAUCACAAAGGAGGCAAAGAUGAUACGUUCUCAUGUGUUCCCGAAUUACUCACCUGGUGAGGAAGUGAGCCUUAGUCCCCCAGAUGUGAAGACAACCUCUCAGCUGGUCUCCAAGCUUCAUCGUCUUUUGGCACUGGUCAUAGGACUUCUCACAUGCCAGGACAUCAGUACUACCAAUACUGAACAUUUCAAAGAUAGUGAGAAAAUUAGUGAUGUAAUGCUACAAAAACUGAAGCGCUUCCAUCUUAAAAAGAAAAAUUUAGAUCAAGAGCUACUGAAACAUAAAGACAGAAUCACAACUUUUAGAGAGUUAAUUACUAACGAAAAAGCAUUUCAAGAUCGGGUUAUUGAGGUUACAGGCUUUGAUUCAGAUGAUGCCAAGAACAUUGGAGAUGUAUUUAUCUUACUGGGAGCCAGACUGAAUAUGUACCACAGUCUGAAUGAGGAGCUUGAUUGCUUGAUUCCAAAAUUGGGAGGUCUUCUAAAGUCAAAAGCAGACCAGUGCUACAGACUCACUGAAGAAAAUGACAAAUACCAAAGACAUUUAGGCAACUUAAUAAAUAAGGCUACAUCACAUGAAGAUAUGAUCAAAUGUGCUGACCAAAGGCUUGAGAUAUCCCACUCCCAGAUUGCACUACCAAGAAGAUUAGAAAAUCGUCCAAAGUCCUUGACUGUGCUGGUAGCCAAACCAAGGAAGAUGAAACUCAGCCACCCUUGUUCCUUGCCGUGUUCCAUAAGGUUGAAACAAACAGAAAUAGUUAUUAAAAUAUAGUAUCGGCAUUAUCUGAGAAGUUUAUCUAUCUGCAAGUUGCACUCCUUUUCCAUGUGUAUAUAAGAAUUAGCUGUUUAUGCAGUAAGAAUUGUAUGUAUAAUCAAGAAUUCCAUAUGUAAUCAAGAAUCAGUUGUCACUAAAUGCCUGUGUUUCCUAAAAACUUCAGAUACAUUUUUUUCCUUUCAUUUUUAGAUGCCAGAUAUUUUAGAAGGAAACAGAAAUUAUUUAGAUUAAACAUGAUUGAAGAUUAAACAUUAAUCAUUUUUGUCGGCCAAUCCAGGAGCAAGUCAUUACUAAGUAUAAUAACCAGAUCAAUCGUACAAAUGAUACAUUAAAAUCUGUAUAAAUGAUGAAAUUAUAUAUUCCAAAAACUGUGA
Messenger RNA from Suricata suricatta (meerkat), 2951 nucleotides. It is a transcript of the gene CAGE1, whose product is annotated as cancer antigen 1. NCBI's taxonomy places the organism in Eukaryota, Metazoa, Chordata, Mammalia, Carnivora, Herpestidae. The record is from RefSeq and is a predicted model, not a curated record. The transcript is spliced from 13 exons. The coding region runs from base 70 to 2574 and encodes 834 amino acids.